AUUCCAGUUAAGCAAUGAUGUUGUAAACCAAGAAAACUAAGAGGGAAAAGGGAACAAGGGUUUAAGGAGUCCCUCUCCCUCAUCAGAAGGAAAAAAAAAAGCCAGGUCCUUCAAGAAAGAAUCUAACACAGGUUCAGGUCAUGCUCCCUCGUUCUAAUUCCAGUGGAAAGCUUUUUCCAUUUAUCUUUAGCAAGCUUAAAGUUACCCCAAAUGAGCCAUUUGCUCCAUCAUUUCAAGCUUUCUCCUCCACCCGCAUUGUUGGAGAAAAACCCAUUCUUGUUAGGGAUUUCAUACAUUCGGCUUUAUAUGAUCCUAACCAUGGGUACUUCUCUCAGAGGUCAGGUGCUGUUGGUGUGCUCGAGAGGAGCAUAAAGUUCAACCAACUUGAAGGAAGGAAAGCUUACAUGAAACACUUGGAUAAGAUUUAUAAGCAGAGUGGCAUUGCAUGGUUCACCCCCGUGGAGCUUUUUAAGCCAUGGUAUGCCCAGGGAAUUGCUGAAGCCAUAUUGCGUACAGCUAACCUUUCAGUUCCACUAAAAAUAUAUGAAAUUGGCGGUGGAUCUGGUACAUGUGCAAAGGGCAUACUGGAUUACAUAAUGUUGAAUGCGCCUCCAAGAAUUUACAACAAUAUGACAUACACCUCAGUGGAAAUCAGUCCUACAUUGGCUGAGAUACAAAAACAAACUGUAGGAGAAGUUAAUAGUCACCUUUCAAAAUUUAAAGUAGAACACCGGGAUGCCAUGGACAGGAGUGGAUGGGGAGAUGUGGAGCAACAGCCGUGUUGGGUAAUAAUGCUUGAGGUGCUUGAUAAUCUUCCACAUGAUCUUAUCUAUUCUGAAAGUCUAGUUUCCCCAUGGAUGGAAGUAUGGGUUGAAAAACAGCUGGACAGGGAAGGACUAUCAGAACUAUAUAAACCUUUACAAGACUCAUUAAUUAAACGUUGUGUCGAAAUUCUGGAACUAGAUAAAAACGAUACCAAGCAAAGUAGCAUUGUGUCAAAAGCUUGGUCUAAAUUGUUUCCAAAACCACGAAGAUGUUGGCUUCCAACUGGUUGCAUGAAACUUCUUGAAGUUUUACAUGCAGCAUUACCAAAAAUGUCUUUGAUUGCUUCAGACUUCAGUUUCCUACCUGAUGUGAAGGUACCUGGUGAAAGAGCUCCACUAGUUUCAACCAAGAAAGAUGGCCAUAGCUCAGACUACAGCAAUUAUCUUUAUGCAAAGGGAGAUGCUGACAUCUUCUUUCCUACUGACUUUUGGCUUUUGGAACGCAUUGAUCAUUACUGUUCUGGAUGGCUGAAACUGCAAAAGGAUAAAUCAUCCCCGCAGGGGAAAAAGAGGCGAACUAUCACAAUCGAUACAUCUUCAUUCAUGGAAGAGUUUGGCUUGCCAUCCAAGACAAGAACAAAAGACGGAUACAACCCUCUUCUGGAUGACUUCAAGAACACUAAAUUCUACCUCAGCGUUCCCACACAUAAUAUCAAUUAAGUUAUCAACGGUGAAAAUGCGGAAAUGCCGGCCCCUUUGACUUUCAGAAGUAACAGGUUUAUAAUACCUCAAGGUCAUUGUUGAUGGAAUCUGAGUAGUUUGGUGGUCUGAGUCAGUGUUUCCAUUUUCAUAGUAAUAUUGUUAUGCUAUUAAAGUUCACAGAUUUUUUUCCCUUAUUUAUUUCAGCUGUAGAAAUAUUACUUUUUUCCCAUAGAGAAAGGAGGAUAAUAAAUUACUUGGACAGAUUCUUUUC
Gossypium raimondii (Peruvian cotton) is the source of this 1737-nucleotide messenger RNA. RefSeq names its product protein arginine methyltransferase NDUFAF7 homolog, mitochondrial. Gene Ontology annotation, molecular function: protein-arginine omega-N symmetric methyltransferase activity. NCBI's taxonomy places the organism in Eukaryota, Viridiplantae, Streptophyta, Magnoliopsida, Malvales, Malvaceae. The coding region runs from base 141 to 1484 and encodes 447 amino acids. The transcript is spliced from 14 exons. Gene Ontology annotation, cellular component: mitochondrion. The record is from RefSeq and is a predicted model, not a curated record.